This is a messenger RNA of Salvia miltiorrhiza (redroot sage), 406 nucleotides long. Its product is annotated as 40S ribosomal protein S15-3-like. The coding region runs from base 128 to 406 and encodes 92 amino acids. The transcript has a single exon. Lineage: Eukaryota; Viridiplantae; Streptophyta; Magnoliopsida; Lamiales; Lamiaceae. Gene Ontology annotation, cellular component: ribosome; cytosolic small ribosomal subunit. The record is from RefSeq and is a predicted model, not a curated record. Gene Ontology annotation, molecular function: structural constituent of ribosome; RNA binding. Gene Ontology annotation, biological process: ribosomal small subunit assembly; translation.
GAAGCUCACACUAGCACACACCUUCACGCUGUAGUUCAGCUAUCUCCACCGGCAACCAUAGCGGACGUCGACCCCGAGGUAGCGGCUGGGCAGCCGAAGAAGAGAACAUUCAAGAAGUUCAGCUUCCAUGGCCUUGAUCAAGAAGUUGCACAAGGCUAAGUGUGAAGCCCCAGCAAGUGAGAAGCCCGCCCUAGUUCGAACCCACUUGAGGAACAUGAUCAUUGUCCCUGAGAUGAUAAGAAGUGUUCUCGGUGUGUAUAGCGGGAAGACCUUCAACCUUGUUGAAAUUAAGCCCGAGAUGAUUGGGCAUUACCUUGCUGAGUUCUCUAUCUCAUGCAAACUAAUCGAGCACGGUAGGCCUGUUAUCGGUGCCACCCACUCCUCCCGGUUUAUUCCUCUGAAGUAA